AAGACUAGUCGCUUUACUUUGGUUUGGUUUUUUAGUCUCUUUCGCAGCGUAGAUAAACGAACGCCUCUUUGGCAAGCACACAGAGGCCAUGGCGAGAAUAGCAUGCUCUCAGCUUCUUCCUUCAGUAGCACUUCCACUAAGGUCUUCUCUCUUUCAAAACUCUGCUCUCCGAUGGCUUAAACAUUCAGAAACCACCCAUUCUCUGUUCGUGAAGACGCGGCAGUUCUCCGCAGCAAAAAUAAGCAUGAGUUUGAGAGCCGGGAUUGUUGGCCUUCCCAAUGUCGGAAAAUCCACUCUCUUCAACGCCGUUGUUGAGAAUGGAAAGGCUCAGGCUGCUAAUUUUCCUUUCUGCACAAUAGAACCGAAUGUAGGGAUAGUAGCUGUCCCAGAUCCUCGUCUCAAUGUGCUCUCUGAUCUGAGCAAAUCACAACGAUCUGUCCCAGCAUCGAUAGAAUUUGUUGAUAUUGCUGGGCUUGUAAAGGGAGCCAGCCAAGGAGAGGGUUUGGGUAAUAAAUUCUUGUCACACAUUCGUGAAGUGGACUCCAUACUUCAGGUUGUGCGCUGUUUUGAGGAUAAUGACAUUGUUCAUGUGAACGGGAAAGUUGAUCCAAGGUCUGAUAUUGAUGUAAUCAACCUAGAGUUGGUGUUCUCAGACUUGGACCAGAUUGAAAAAAGAAUGGAGAAACUUAAAAAAGGCAGAGCUAAAGAUUCACAGUCUAAACUUAAGGAGGAAGCAGAAAAGUCUGCCCUGGAAAGAAUUAAACAGGCACUAAUGGAUGGAAAACCAGCUAGAUCAGUGUCCUUAACAGAUUUUGAAAAGGAUGCUGUGAACCAUCUUUGUUUACUUACAAUGAAACCAGUCAUAUAUGUGGCUAAUGUUGCAGAGUCAGAUGUAGCUCAGCCUGAAAGCAACACUCAUGUUAAAGAAGUGAUGAAUACUGCUUCCGAGUUACAAUCUGGUGUUGUAACCAUCUCUGCACAGGUUGAAUCAGAGCUAGCUGAACUGGCUCUAGAUGAAAGGAUGGAAUAUUUAAAAUCACUUGGUGUUAGUGAAAGUGGCCUUGGGAAUCUUAUUAGGACAACAUAUGCCCUACUGGGUUUGAGAACAUACUUCACUUCUGGCGAGAAGGAAACAAAAGCUUGGACCAUACUAUCUGGCAUGACUGCACCCCAAGCAGCUGGAGUAAUACAUUCUGACUUUGAAAAGGGUUUCAUUCGAGCAGAGACGGUUGCUUAUGAUGAUUUUGUUGCUGCUGGAUCACUUGCAGCUGCAAGAGAGAAAGGACUUUUGAGGUCAGAGGGUAAAGAGUAUGUCGUCCAAGAAGGGGACGUGAUGCUAUUUCGCUUCAAUGUGUGAUUAGAGUCAAGAAGUUAAUUGUAAAAUUUAAAGAAGCCUCUGAUUCUGCUGAGCAAGCUUCUGACAGCCUCCGAGCUUCAUACAUUGCCAUUGCAGGUGGGAGCUUCAUUUUGUUCAGUACUUGAGAUUCAUACCACAUAUCUUUGUGAUAGUGCCUCUCAAAUAGUGACCUAUUAAUCUUUUGUAUGGAGUAUUCUUAUAUGUUUGUUUUUAUUUAUUUAUAUUCUUCCUAGUUGAUGAAGGACUGCUUGAUACAAAUACAUUUGUAUCCGAAAGAGGAAAUGUACAAAAGAUUAAAAGGAAAUUAAGAUAAAAGCAUGAUGGAUUUCUUUUUAUUAUUAUU
Ipomoea nil (Japanese morning glory) is the source of this 1700-nucleotide messenger RNA. RefSeq names its product ribosome-binding ATPase YchF. The transcript has 11 exons. Lineage: Eukaryota; Viridiplantae; Streptophyta; Magnoliopsida; Solanales; Convolvulaceae. Gene Ontology annotation, molecular function: GTP binding; ATP binding; ATP hydrolysis activity. Bases 89 to 1357 code for a protein of 422 amino acids. The record is from RefSeq and is a predicted model, not a curated record. Gene Ontology annotation, cellular component: cytoplasm.